Paramecium pentaurelia is the source of this 1596-nucleotide messenger RNA. The record is from the annotation of a GenBank genome assembly. NCBI's taxonomy places the organism in Eukaryota, Ciliophora, Oligohymenophorea, Peniculida, Parameciidae.
AUGAAUUACCCAUCAAACGUUUGUAGACCAAUAAUGACUCCUCGUCUCAUCACAAACUAUUAAGAAAUGCAAAAUCAAGGAGAUCAAAAUUAAAAUAACAGCGAAAUUAGAAUUCCUAAUUAAAAUUAUUCAUUUUUCAUAGAUAGAGAUUAGAAUUCAAUUAAGAAAUCCUUCUAAUUUACAAAUUUAACAUCCUAGAAAAUUGUAAAUAAUUUAAAUCAAGAUGUAGACAUUUAAAAUAUAAAAUAUACAGUUUUAAAGUAAAUUGGAUAAGGCAACUUUGGGUAAGUCUAUUUAUUAAAUAAAUAAAACUCUUAUUAUGCCCUAAAAGUGUAAAAAUAAAUGAAUAAAGAAGAAUAAAAAAUUCUUUUAGAGCUUUAAGGAAUAAAAUUUAAAAAUCUUGUUAACACUAUUGAAUGUUUAUUAAAUUAUUAGACUUAAGAAUAUUUUAUUUUGAUGGAGUAUUGUGAACAAAGCUUAGAAGAUGUUUUACAUAAAGAAAAGAUAAAUCAAUAAAAUGCCAGAUAUAUUAUUAAAUAAAUUGCUAAUGGUAUAAAAGAACUUCAUGAUAAAUAAAUAAUACACAGAGACUUAAAACCAGAAAAUAUCCUAGUUUUCUCUUAUAUCGAUGGAGAAAACACUUAAAAAACUUAUAAAAUAUGCGAUUUUGGAUUGUCAAGCACUAAAUAGAUUUCAUAAACAUAUCAAUGUGGUACAUCUCAUUAUAUGGCCCCAGAGUAAAUCAAGUGUUUAUCCCAAAAAAAUAUUGGCUAUAAUGCCUCUGUGGAUAUUUGGGCUUUAGGAGCAGUCAUCUAUGAAGUAUUUUCAGGAGAGGUCUUAUUCAUGGAAAACAGUAAUCAAGAAGUUUUUAAUUUGAUAUUAAGUUAAAAAUAAGAAUAAAUAGAUGAAAAAAUUAAAAAUAAGCUUGGUAAUUUAGAAUAUGUCAACCUUGUUUUAUAAAUGAUGUAAAUCGAGCCAAAUUAGAGAAUAUCAAUUAAUGAAGUAAUAAAUAAAUUAAAAAUUAAUGGAACUAAAAAGAUCAAUUAAUAGAAAUAACACUUCCAUGUUUAAAAUUAAUAUUUUUCUCAUAAUAAAAUUCACCAAAAAUCUUUAAAUAAUUUUUUCAGCUAAUCCUAAUUAUAAUUGUAUAAAUUUUAAUUAUCAUUAUCAUAAUAAGAGUAAAAAUCAUACUUUUAAUCAUAAUAAACAUAAUAGUAAUAAUUAUUAUCAUUUUCAUCAUCAUAAUUGUAGUAAUAGAAAUAAAAGUAAUAAUUCUUCUUAUAAUCAUAAUAGUAAUAAUAGUAAUAAUCAUUAUCAUUUUCAUAAUUGUAAUAAUAGUAAUAAUUCUUCUUACAACAAUAAUAAUAAUAACAAUAAUAAUAAUAAUAAUAAUAAUAAUAAUAAUAAUAAUAAUAAUAAUAAUAAUAAUAAUAAUAAUAAUAAUAAUAAUAAUAAUAAUAAUAAUAAUCAUAAUAAUCAUAAUAAUCAUAAUAAUAGUUAAAAUUAAUCUUAUAAGGUUAGAAAAACUAGGAAUAGACAAAAAUUGGGUUUGCCCCUCCCAAUUAAUAAAAAUUAAAAAAUAUAAAAAUUCUUUGA